AGUGAAAAAUCAUUUGUCAUCCACAAUGUCGGAAAGGGAAGAUAAUGUGUACAAAGCAAAGCUAGCCGAGCAGGCUGAGCGUUAUGAUGAAAUGGUGGAGGCAAUGAAGAAUGUUGCAUCACGCAAUGUUUCUGACAAUGAACUAACAGUGGAGGAGAGGAAUCUCCUGUCCGUCGCUUACAAGAACGUCAUAGGUGCCCGCCGAGCCUCAUGGAGGAUCAUAUCUUCAAUUGAACAGAAAGAAGAAACAAAAGGCGCAGAAGACAAGUUGAACAUGAUCAGAGCAUACCGCAGCCAGGUGGAGAAGGAGCUCCGCGACAUAUGUUCAGACAUCCUCAGUGUUCUCGACAAACACCUCAUCCCCAGUUCACAGACCGGCGAGUCUAAAGUCUUCUACUACAAAAUGAAGGGAGAUUACCACCGGUACCUGGCGGAGUUCGCGACGGGCAACGAUCGCAAGGAGGCGGCGGAGAACUCGCUGGUCGCGUACAAGGCCGCCUCCGACAUCGCCAUGACCGAGCUGCCGCCCACCCAUCCCAUCCGCCUCGGACUCGCGCUCAACUUCUCCGUGUUCUACUACGAGAUCCUGAACAGUCCGGACCGCGCGUGCCGACUGGCGAAGGCGGCGUUCGACGACGCGAUCGCGGAGCUGGACACGCUGUCCGAGGAGAGCUACAAGGACUCGACGCUGAUCAUGCAGCUGCUGCGCGACAACCUCACGCUGUGGACCUCCGACAUGCAGGGCGACCAGGACCAGGCGCCCGACCAGGACAAGGAGCCCGCGCCCGAGCACGACGACCAGGACGUGUCGUAACCGCCCACCGCGCGCUGCCCCCGCCCCCGCCCCCGCCCCCACACCACUCCCCGCCCCCGCCCCCGCCCAUCCACCACCACCACCACCUCUACCACCACCACCCCCCGGCACCGCCGCCGGGGGGGACUUGUAAAUUUUCUAAGUGUUUUAUACCGCGUUCGAUGUGCUCUCCCCGCGGAGUGCGCCCGGCUCCGUCGAUAUAUAUUAUUAUUAUAAUUAUAUUUUAAUCGGCGACGUUGCGUCGAGACGCGGGCGGUAUGACGUAGUUACUCGCAAUAUUUAGAUAAGUGAUAGUGGCGCCCCCUCGGCCUGGUCGGCCGUCGUCACCCGCGCACUUGUCGCCGAGUGGCUACUGUGUAGUACUCGCGCCCGGGGCGGCCGCCCGGUUCGCUUCCUUCGUAUUACGACAUUUGGAGUAUUCACCCUGAACUGCUUUAAUUACUUACGAGUAUUGUGAUAGAGAUUUUGUAUAUUUUAAUUUAUUCUUUUUUAAUUUCGCAUGUUCUCUAUGAAAAAUUGCUGUAGCGCUACAUCUCUUACGAUUCGUACAGGACGAACGGUAGUUCUGAAGUUGUGCUAGGUUAAGAUUAUGCACUCGGUUAUAUAUUUAUUGGACGACGCAUGCAGUGCGCAGCUCGAGGGAUAUGCCUACUCGCAGACAUUCCAUCUUGACGAUACCUGUUACUCUCUGGCCAAUGUUCGAUCGACCUCCAAAUUGUAGUGUGGCAUAGCAGUGGAGCAAGUGCGUGCCCGAGUAAGAUAUUAGCGUUAUUUUUAUUUGAAUUUGUAAUAUUGCAUAUAUUUUGUUAAUUUAUCCACAAAAAUACUGAUGCAAUUAGCCUUAGUGUUAUGCAAUAUUGAUUUAUGUCCUACCAACUACAUGGAAAUUUAUUGUAAAUGACAGUGUAAAUCUAAUAAUAAAAUUCAAAAGUCC
This is a messenger RNA of Diatraea saccharalis (sugarcane borer), 1748 nucleotides long. The record is from the annotation of a GenBank genome assembly. NCBI's taxonomy places the organism in Eukaryota, Metazoa, Arthropoda, Insecta, Lepidoptera, Crambidae.